Molecule: messenger RNA, 1053 nt
Organism: Hydatigera taeniaeformis
Lineage: Eukaryota; Metazoa; Platyhelminthes; Cestoda; Cyclophyllidea; Taeniidae
Source: the annotation of a GenBank genome assembly
AUGGGUCAGCUCAUUUCCGGUCCGGUAACGUUCAAGGAUACCAAGGUAUGGCAAAACUCCCAGUUUUCCGUUGCCGCGUCUAGCAUGCAAGGCUGGCGCGUGCGAAUGGAGGAUGCUUAUGCCUGUUUUCUCAAUCUUCCCACCUCGGAUUCGCUCUCUCCUCCCACUGCCUACUUUGCCGUUUUCGACGGCCACGGUGGCACCAAAAUAUCAGAGUACGCUGCUACUAAUCUUCACACGAAGAUAAUGGCUGAACCGGCAUAUGCCAAAGGCGAUCUAGUUGGAGCCAUGCGAUCAGGAGUUCUAAGGCUCGACGCCGAAAUGCAGGUCAAAUUCACCGGACACCUCUCUCACUCCAACACAAAGAGGUCCCCUUUCGAUCUCCCUGACGUAGAGGUAGAGGGAAGGUCUUUGUUCCCCUCCUCGGGAGGUGGCGUAGAUGUCGGUGGCUCUACCUGCAUCGCGCUGCUGCUGCGCGGGAAUCAUGCGUACUGCGCGAACUGUGGAGAUAGUCGUGCGGUGCUUAGCCGACAGGGUGUAGCUGAGGCACUGUCAGUGGACCACAAACCCACCAUGACUUCUGAAUGGAGCCGUAUUGUUGCCGCUGGAGGCUGGGUGGCGGCAAAUAGGGUGAACGGCAAUCUAGCACUCUCACGAGCUCUUGGCGAUUUUGUGUAUAAGCGAAACUCCACUCUUUCUGCCGAGGAGCAAAUCGUUUCAGCUGAGCCCGACGUUACUCAGUGCGAAUUGAAGGUUACUGAGACGGACGAAUUCAUUGUUCUUGGCUGUGAUGGCAUCUGGGAUGUGAUGACGAAUCAGGAAGUCAUUAGCUUUGUUCGCAGCCGCCUAGCCAAUGGUCGUCCCCUCGAUCUUAUCUGUGAGGAGUUGAUGAUGCACUGCUUGGCCCCCAAUUGCAAUCCUAAUGGACUGGGAUGCGACAACAUGACAGUUGUCAUAAUCUGCUUCCUGAACGGCGGCACCUAUGAUGACCUCAAGCAGCGCUGCUCUCGGCUCUGUCCUGCCGGCCCAGCUGUUGAUGUAUUGUCCCCCUAG